Molecule: messenger RNA, 810 nt
Organism: Aphanomyces astaci
Lineage: Eukaryota; Oomycota; Saprolegniomycetes; Saprolegniales; Verrucalvaceae
Exons: 1
Coding region: 1-810 (269 amino acids)
Biological process (GO): protein homooligomerization
Molecular function (GO): protein binding
Source: RefSeq, a predicted model, not a curated record
AUGGCAGAGUGGGCCGAGCUGGAACGCCGCAUUCAAGAAAACCUUGCCAACGCCCCCAACAUUGUGACGUUGGAUGUGGGUGGCACGAUAUUCAAGACGUCCAAAGCCAACUUGUUGCGGGUGGAAGGGAGCUACUUCCAUGCGUUGCUCGGGUCUGGCCAGUGGAAACCUGAUUCCCCUGACGACGCGUACUUCUUGGACCUCGACCCGCAUCUCUUUUGUCGUGUGCUCAUCUUUCUGCGAACGGGAAAGUUAUCGGCAAGUGACUUCACGGACUUUGAAAGGGGUCAGUUUGACUCGAUGUUGGAGUAUCUCAAACUGAACGAGGUUGGGGCUCCACAGUUUCAGUGGGACUCAAAAGCACUUGUGCCAGGCUUGACGCUGUCCAAUGAUUUUCGAACCAUCGAGCGGCUAUCGUCCCACGAUGGAAACUCGACGGCGGCAGUGGUCAAGCGGCCACUGGUGGAAGGACGACAGUGUCGAAUCCGUGUGGAUGCUUGCCACGGCGAUAAUUUCUGUAUCGGGCUUGCCACCAUAUCUGGAUGCAAUGUAUCACCAUUCAGUCGCUCCAAUCUUACCUAUCGCUGCAACGGCAACGGGUACAUUUACAAGAAACAAACUAGCACCAGAGCUCUACGACAAAUCGAAGACGGCGAUGUGUUGACCAUUCGACGGGGUCCAAUGCAUGUUGAGUUUGAACUUAACGAUGGACCGCCACAAUACAAGGUGGAGUUGAUGGACCCGUUCGAAGAAUUGUUUGCUGUGGUACUCCUGUAUCGUAAAGGAACGAAAAUGACUAUCCUCGACUAA